UCAUUCAAGGCUUUUAGUCGUUCUUAAGAAGUCGGAUGUACAGUUCAAUAAUAGCGAUCUAUACAUCAUACACAGAUUUUCCAGAAUAAGUUUGACACAAUAAUAUGGCGUCUAAAACGUUAUUUUUUGUUUGUUUAGUGGUUUUGUUUACAAUAAUUGAUAAUGCACACGCUGACUGGAAUUUAAAAUUUUGGAAAAGUAAAACUACAACAACGACAACGACAGUUGCACCAAGCACACAAGUACCUUCAGUUCAAAUAGGCUCAAAUUCUCCUAAUGGUAACAGUCCAAUAACUAAUCCAGGAAACCCAGAUCGCACACGACCCAGACAACCUAAUCCUGGUACAGAAGUAGGCUUGGAUAUUUCUGGUCCAAAACCCAAUCCUGCUGGUAUUAAUACUCAUCCUGGACAAGGUUACAGAGAAUGGGCUGUAGAUUUAACAGGAGCUGGAGAGCAAAACUCAAAUCAGCUUCCUAAAUUAACGACUACAGGGCCUACAUUAUCUUCAGGGCAUUCAUCUCAGCCAACUCUUCCAAGCAAUAAACCAGUUACAUCAUUUCCUCAAGUCAAAGUAACUGAAACAACUCCGAGAUUAGCUACUACUCAAAAUUCAAUACAUAACAGAUCUCCAAUUGUUGCAUCUACUACUACUAAAUCUACUCCAAUCCCAAGUAGACCCGCUGAUUCAACUCAAAAUAAUCCCAAACCUGUUAUAAUACAGACUCCGAUUUCAUCCGGUGGUAAAUCUUGGGCUCAAGUAGCUGGAGGAUCAAAAUCACCUUCGUCUACUACAACUCCUAGACCAAAUUCAGGACAAAAUAAAAUUUACUCAAGCAAUCCAACGUUUAGCAAGGGAAAUACAGUUACUGAUGAAGAUUUAGAAAAAUUAUCAGAGGCUCUUUUUAUUAAAGAUUCCAAUAAUGCUUUUAAACAUAUUCAAUUGAAUCUUCAAAAACAGACAUCAUCUAGCAGUUCUAAAGAUGAAGCUCCGGAACCACUUUUGACCGUAAAUUCAGUUGCAUUACAAAUUCCUACUAUCCAAAGAGUUAUUGCAAUUUAUGAUAAUUAUCAACUGGAUCCAAAAGUUCAUGAAUAUAUUAGUCCAUCUCAAAGAGAAGAGGAAAGUCUUUUAGUCGACACAUUUUUAAGUACAAAUGUUAUGUCUAUGGCGAUGAGAUUUUUAGCAGAUAAAGGCUUCGUUCGUAAGGAUUAUUAUGAAUAUAAGGACACUUUAAGACGACUGUGGUUCAAUCUUUAUUCGCGAGGGGAAGGUAAAAUAGGUUCUACAGGAUUUGAGCAUGUUUUCUUGACAGAAGUAAAAUUAGGAACAGAAGUGAGUGGACUGCAUAACUGGAUUUAUUUUAAUGCCGAAGAAGUUAAAAAAAGGGCUGAUUAUCUUGGUUACAUUAAAAAAGUAGAUCUUGGAGAGAAUGCUGUUAUCUUAAAGUUACAUGCAAAAUUUAAUGGAGUUGAUAAACCAGUCACAACAAUGUUUAUUGGAACUUCGCCAGAGCUAGAAAUGGCACUAUAUACUGUUUGUUAUUUUGCACGACCUGAUAGUUCAUGUCCUGUAUCACUUGGUGGCACAAAAUUCAAUAUUCAGACCUACAAAUUUAAAUAUCGAGGGAAAGAAUUGAUUGGAUCAGCUUAUCCAGAGAUAUAAAACUAUUACUUUAAUUAAUAUAAAUUGAAAAAAAUGUUAAACAUAAAUUUUAUCUUUAAUCAUUUUAAAAUUGAGUCAUUAAUUGGAAAAGCUAUCGAUAAAAUGAUUAUAAUCUAUGACACGAUAAUACAUGAUAAUUAUCUAUGAUAUGAUAAAUAUAUGAUAAUAUUUCUUUCUUUA
Molecule: messenger RNA, 1844 nt
Organism: Chelonus insularis
Lineage: Eukaryota; Metazoa; Arthropoda; Insecta; Hymenoptera; Braconidae
Product: poly(U)-specific endoribonuclease homolog
Exons: 5
Coding region: 105-1664 (519 amino acids)
Molecular function (GO): RNA endonuclease activity
Source: RefSeq, a predicted model, not a curated record